Molecule: messenger RNA, 3259 nt
Organism: Ictalurus punctatus (channel catfish)
Lineage: Eukaryota; Metazoa; Chordata; Actinopteri; Siluriformes; Ictaluridae
Gene: npepl1
Product: aminopeptidase like 1
Exons: 11
Coding region: 83-1660 (525 amino acids)
Biological process (GO): proteolysis
Cellular component (GO): cytoplasm
Molecular function (GO): manganese ion binding; metalloaminopeptidase activity
Source: RefSeq, a predicted model, not a curated record
CGAGUCGGUUCUCAACCUUCACCUAAAAGAGUCAGCUGUAAGAGUCGAUUCACUCGCCAAAGAAAACAUCACUAGUCUGAUCAUGGCGAAUGUAGUCCUCGAGUUUAAGGCUUCUGUCGGUGAUUUAGAGCCCAAAGGUUGCCCAGUGCUCAUCAUUGGGCAGCUCGGAUACUUGCAACAAAUCAACUGGACUCAAGUUAAAGGGAAACUGCUGCCGGUGGUGACCAAAGAGACAUGGCAGUCAGCUUUGAGCAGUCUCAAUCCCAACCCUACAGACAGUUGCCCUCUGUAUUUGAAUUAUGUGAGUGUGGCGGCACUGCCCUCUCGCGUAAGCCGUCACAACAGUCCAUCCUCUGCCCACUUUCUUACUCGGUUGGUACGCACCUGCCUGCCUGCUGGCAACAAUCGCUGCAUCCUGAUGCUGUGUGAACAGUCUGAUGUGUUUGCAUCAGCAUGUGCCAUUGCCCGUGCUUUCCCACUCUUUACUCGCCGCUCUGCCUCGUGCACACUGGAGAAGAAGCGUGUCACCGUGGAGUUUGUCAUUGUUGGCCAGGACACUAGCCAUUUGGAUCCUUCCACGUUGGCUUCCCUUAAUAAUGUGGUCGAUGGUGUUCGUCUGGCAGCACGAAUUGUGGACACUCCUUGCAGUGAGAUGAAUACCGACCACUUUCUGGAGGAGAUCAAAGCAGUGGGAAACGAACUGGGCAUCACACCAACUAUAAUUCGAGGCAAGGAAUUAAAACAAAGAGGCUUUGGAGGUAUUUAUGGUGUAGGUAAAGCAGCUGAACACCCACCUGCUUUGGCUGUGCUUAGUCACACUCCCUCAGGUGCCACUCAAACCAUUGCAUGGAUUGGCAAGGGCAUUGUAUAUGACACAGGUGGCCUUAGCAUUAAAAGCAAAAGCACAAUGCCAGGCAUGAAGAGAGAUUGUGGCGGAGCAGCUGCUAUUUUGGGAGCUUUUAAAGCCGCUGUGAAGCAGGGGUUUAAGGACAACCUGCAUGCAGUGUUCUGCCUGGCUGAGAACGCAGUAGGGCCUACAGCCACUCGGCCAGAUGAUAUCCACACACUGUACUCUGGAAAGACAGUGGAAAUAAAUAAUACUGAUGCAGAGGGAAGGUUGGUGCUGUCUGAUGGUGUUGUAUAUGCCAGUAAGGAUCUCGCUGCAGAUAUUAUCCUGGAUAUGGCAACUCUGACUGGAGGCCAGGGAAUCUCCACUGGAAAAUACCAUGCUGCUAUUAUGACCAACAGUGAGCAGUGGGAGAUGGCGUGUGUGAGAGCAGGUCGCAGCAGUGGUGAUCUCACGCAUCCUCUUGUCUACUGCCCUGAACUCCACUUCAGCGAAUUCACCUCUGCAGUUGCUGACAUGAAGAACUCUGUAGCGGGUGUCUACAACAAAGUUGUGAAAUUUGACACACUGAUUGGGGAGAGUCUAAGGAACAUUUUGAAAAAAUUUGGGCCAAGUGCUGCCAAUGCUCUAGCACCACCAUGGAUCAUGGACCAUCAGGACCAUAACCCGAGGCUAUGCAACAAAUAUUGUUGCAAAAACCACCUACUGGUCAUAAUUUACAAUAACAUGCUAAACAUGCUUACAUCUAAUUGCCUUUUUUUCUACUCCUCCUCCAAAGUUUGUCCAGUCUUCCGCAAAUUUGGCUCAUCCUGAGACCAGUCUGAACAAAUUUAUCAAAGGAACUCAAAACCGUAUUCUGCAUUUUUGUGAUUGUUUAUGCAACAAUUGUAGCACAUCUGUGAAUGUAUGGCUUACAGAGUCUGGGUACUUGGUCCCUGAAAAUGCUAAUUGUAGCUUUAAUUAUUAUUAUUAUUAUUACUACUACUACUUCUAUAAUGGACCCUGCUCCUUUUAUCAACAGUCACAUCAUCAGUAAAUAUAAGGGAACCAGUUCCACUGCCAGUCAUGCAUACCCAUAGCAUAAGAUGAGGUGGUAUGCUUCAGAUCAUGAGCAGUUCCAUUCCUUCUCCAUACUCUUCUCUUCCCAUCCUUCUGGUACAAGUUGAUCUUUGUUGCAUCUGUCCGUUGGAUGAUGCUUCAGAACUGUACAGGUUUUUUUAAAUAGAUGUUUUUGGCAAACUCUAAUUUGGUCUUUCUCUUUUGAGGAUUACCAGUGUCUUUCAUCUUGUGGUAAACCCUCUGUACAUACUCUGGUGAUGACUUCUCUUGAUUGUUGACUUUGACCCAGAUACACCUACCCCUUGCUCGUUCUUCAUCUGGCCAACUGUUAUAAAGGAUUUUUUUUUUCUGUUUUCCACUACAGUUGUUUUCCAUGUUCUUCUUUUGGUGUUCCUGAGCUGUGGUACCAUGACCACAUAUACAAAGUGCUGUAAUUCCUACAUCGUUCUCCCACACACCCAAAUUAUAGCUGAAAGUCUGCACUUUGAUAUUAUAAUAUAUAUUUUAAUAUACUACAAUAUGAUAUUCAUUAUGUAAUUUCAACUUUAGCAUGCUCUGGUAGACAGCUAAAAUAACAAUUUUGGGUCAGUGUCCAAAUAUUUACAGACCUGACUGUAUUAAAAUAUAUUCUUUGGCCACACGUUUGUGGACACCUAACCAUCACACCCAUGUUUGCUUUUUGAACAUCCCAUUCUAGAUUAAGUUCCUACUUUGCAGUUGUAAUAUGCUUCACUCUUCCGGGAAGUUUUUCCACUAGAUUUUGAAACAUGACUAUGAAGAUUUGCCCAUUCAGCCACAAUAGCAUUAGUGAGGUCAGGUACUGAUAUCAGGCAAGGAGGCCAGGGGCACAGUUCGGAUUCCAUUUCAUCCCAAAGGCAUCCAGUGGGGUUGUGGUCUGGGUUUUGUGUAGACCACUUGAGUUCUUCCAUUCAAACCUUGGCAAACCAUGUCUUCAUGGACCUCACUGCAUAGGGGCAUUGUCAUGCUGGAACAUGUUUGGGCUUGGCCCCUUAAUUCCAGUGAAGGGAAAUUUUAAUGCUACAGCAUAAUAAACAGUUAUGUGCUUUCACCUUCGUGGCAGUAGCUUGGGGAAGGCCCACAUAUGGGUGUGAUGGUCAGGUGUCCACAUACUUUUGCCCAUAUAGUGUAACGUUUCAUAUUGAUCGCGAUAUCUAGGAGCAUAAAAUGUCUUCAAUGUAAAUGACAUUUAUUACACACUAAUGCAUGAAACAAAAGGUGCAUCUACUGUAUGACUUAUCAUUCAGAGGAAAUCCCCCAAUUAUAUGUAUUAAUGGGGCCAUUAUCAUCUAUAAUUUUUUUUCUAAUAUGCAGUACAUGUUAAGAAGUUGGUGA